GUUGUUUGUUAUUUCCACUUUUAUUGUAACCACAAGCUCCGACUGACGUAGCAUAUUUGUCAUGCCAUAGUCAGCUCAAACAAAAUGGGUAAAAGUAGGCAAGGGUAAAUUAUUUAGCAUAUGGAAAAAUAAAGCCUGAUUUGGAAGGUGGUAUACGUAAUACCGUAGCCGUUAUCUUCAAGUUACAGGCAGGGUGACGGAUAAAAAGCUGAAUAAUCUAUUAAAAAGAUGGCUGUGUAUCAAAGUACCUGAUCCGGAAUUUAUAGUCUACUUUUUUUUUUUUUGAAGUAUAAAUACAAAGGAUUUAUCCAUAAAAAAAAAAAAAAAAGAAAUCACUUUUAAAUACAUAGAAAAAAUAGAAAUAAUGUCUGGACCAAAAACAUUCAACGGCUGGGUUUGCGAAGGAAAAGGCGAGUCUUUGGAAUGGAAGGAGAUGCCACUUCGCGCAGAAGAUGAUUAUAGUGUAGAUAUGGAUGUCACCCAUUGUGGUAUUUGUGGUUCUGAUGUUCACACACUUGAAUCCAACUGGGGACCAGCAAAUUACCCUAGUGUCGUAGGCCACGAAAUUGCCGGUGUCGCAACUCGUGUUGGCAAGAAAGUGACAAAUGUCAAAGUGGGUGAUCGUAUCGGUGUUGGUGCACAAUCUGGAUCGUGCCAUGAGUGUGGUCCCUGUAAAUCUGGCUGGGAGAAUUUAUGUAAAGGUACAACUCGUACUGGUACUUAUAACAGUUUCUGGCCCAAUGGCGAUAAAUCCUUUGGUGGUUAUGCUGAUAGAUGGAGAGGUGAUUCAAGAUUUGUUUUCAAGAUUCCUGAUAACAUGACAAAUGAAAUCGCAUGUACCUUUUUCUGCGCGGGUGUUACCAGUUAUGGUCCUUUAAAGAGACACAAUGUCAAUAAGGAUUCUGUUGUUGGUAUUAUGGGUAUUGGUGGUCUUGGUCAUUAUGGUAUUUUAUGGGCCAAAGCAAUGGGAGCACGUGUCAUUGCCUUGUCUCAUAACGACAAGAAGAAGGAUGUUGCUAAAGAGUUGGGAGCAGAUGAUUACGUUAUCACAUCAAGCGAAGAGGAUUUAAAAAGUAUCAAGGGUCAAUUGACACAUAUUCUUUGUACUGGUGCUAGUGACGAUUUUGCUUGGAAGACAUUCAUCCCCUUAUUCAAGCCUAACGGUACCUUUAUCAAUGUCAGUCUUCCUUCUUGGAAUUUCCCUGAAGUUCCUCCCAUGAUGCUUUCAAUGAGUCAAGUAAACAUUUGUGGUUCUGCUAUUGGAUCACCAGCCGAGAUUGAAGACAUGUUGAAAUUUGCUGCUGAACAUAACGUAUUGCCCUGGAUUCAAAAAUACCCUAUGAAGGAAGCACCCAAAGCACUUGAAGAUUUUAACAAAAAUUUACCUCGCUUCAGAUUUGUCUUGGAAAACUAGAAUCUCUUGAAUAUACUCAAACCUUAUAUAAUAAAUUACACUUUGUACUUUGCAUUCAUGGAAUAUGUUCUAAACAAUCCAAUUAUUUCAUGUUUGUACUAUAGUUUGACAGAGCCGUUAACUGGUAAUUCCACGAGAAGCUCUGCAGACAUUCAUUAUGGCUUUUGCCGAUUUGUCAACACACUUCAGUGACCGUGUGACUCGAGAAAGAGGGUAUGAUAGGCUACAUAUAUUGCCACCUUGCGUCAUUAAGAAAGAAGCCCUAAAAUAACAACUACUGGUUACAUAUUUGUCAAGUCAAUAAGACAACCCCGGAUGCUUGAACCGAUGUGCCCAUUAC
Mucor mucedo is the source of this 1754-nucleotide messenger RNA. RefSeq names its product chaperonin 10-like protein. The record is from RefSeq and is a predicted model, not a curated record. NCBI's taxonomy places the organism in Eukaryota, Fungi, Mucoromycota, Mucoromycetes, Mucorales, Mucoraceae. Gene Ontology annotation, molecular function: alcohol dehydrogenase (NADP+) activity; zinc ion binding. The transcript has 4 exons. Bases 365 to 1414 code for a protein of 349 amino acids. Gene Ontology annotation, biological process: alcohol metabolic process.